Clarias gariepinus (North African catfish) is the source of this 2761-nucleotide messenger RNA. RefSeq lists its product as uncharacterized. Gene Ontology annotation, molecular function: DNA-binding transcription factor activity; RNA polymerase II cis-regulatory region sequence-specific DNA binding. The coding region runs from base 294 to 1646 and encodes 450 amino acids. NCBI's taxonomy places the organism in Eukaryota, Metazoa, Chordata, Actinopteri, Siluriformes, Clariidae. Gene Ontology annotation, biological process: regulation of transcription by RNA polymerase II. The transcript has 3 exons. The record is from RefSeq and is a predicted model, not a curated record.
CGUCACAUAAUGUAAAUGUGAAUUAACGAGACGCGACUUUUGUGCUUUAAAAGGCAAAUAUUCUGUUUACUUAUGAGUGUUUUUCGAGUUUCAGGGUUUAAGUAUGAUAGUAUGCUUUUACUGUGUAAUGAGGAAGUGUGUGUGUGUAUACAGGCUGUGUUGUUAGCAGGUGAGGUAAACUUUAAGCUUCAGAGCUACACAUGCUAGUCUGUGCUGGGAAAUAAGAAGCAGGCUGAGAGGUAAAGAAGUGUCGCCGAGAAGCAAGGAAGAGGAGACCGCUCGGUGUGGAGGUUAUGGCGCACAACCCCGAAACUCUUCCGUCAGACGCGGGUCUGGUCGCGGAGCUGUCCGUUUCCUUCCACGAGGAGCUCAGCGCGAGCAUCCAGAGCGCCUUCGGUGUCGCCGGAGAGCUGGCGGUGGCCGAGGUCUCCAAACUGGUCGGGAAAGCGUUCCGCGAUGUGCGCGAUCAGCUGCACAAAACCCUGCUGGCGAACCGGAACCUCCAGGCGAGACUCAGCCUGACGCAGACGGAGCUUCGCGCUGCGCGGAGACGCGCGCCGGACACGCGCGAUAUCGCCGUCGGCACGAGCGAGUGUUUUAAACGGACGCACAGGGACGCGGUGUGUCAGAUCGGACAGGACGUUAAACCUGAUCUAACACGAGGACAGGAUUUACUCCAGAUCCGGGAGGGUGCAGGCCUGAGCUUUAACACUCCUGAUCUUAUAGUAACAGACAUAAAAGAGGAUCAUCAUGCUGUACAGGAAGACGCUUCACGUGCUGAGCGGGCGUGCAUUGGGACGGCAUUGGUACCCGAAGCGUCAGCGGCCCACAUAAAGGGCUGUAUGUCCUUCGAGUCUGGUCUUACAGCAAAGUUGGAGGAGGCUGAUGAGUGUGCUCAUCCGGACACCAAGUCCAACACCGAGCAGGAGAUUAUCUUAGACUCCCUCUCAGUGGCUCAGUCCAAGUUAUUGGAGGUGUGGAGACCUGAACCACUGCCUCUUCAGAGCUGUCAAUCAAACUCCUAUGGUUCCUCUGGCAGCUCCGCUCUGGCAGCCAACACCUCUCUCUUCCAAGAAGAUCUACCAGGCAUGGACUUCCUGUCUUCAGCGUCCUCCGGCCAGCCAGACACCUGCCAUAUACAGCUUUCCCAGAGAGAUGCUUCCUCCCUAACUAACCCCGCCCCUAAUUCACUUUUCCUCAGUCACACCUCUGGACAAGGGCACGCCUCAGACCAGCCCUUUCCUACGCCGGAGGACGUGCACAGGUAUCGCGGCCUCCUGCAGCCCAAACCAGCCAGCCAUCAGCAGAGGAGUACCAGACGCAGCCUGUACCCGCCCGGACGAAGUCCGUUCCGCUGUUCUCAGUGCGGCCGAGACUUUAACCGCUUGGAGCACCUGAAGAUCCAUCAGAGGAUCCAUACUGGCGAGAAGCCGUACGCUUGCAGCGAGUGCACUGCACGGUUCAGACACUCAUGGGCGCUCACACGCCACUUGCGCAUCCACACGGGCGAGAAGCCGUAUUUGUGCACGCAAUGUGGGAAAAGCUUCCGGAACUGCGGCGGGCUGCGCUUCCAUCAGAGGACACACGCGCGGCAAAGCGGCCUGACAAACAACAGACCCAAUUUAGAGGAUUACGGGAGGACGUGAGGGAGAGCUUUAAACAUUUUUAGAUUCUUUUUUGUUUCUAAGUUUGUUUGCAUAAACAGGACUUUUCCAUAUUAGAGCAUGGAGCAUACUGUUGAUAUAUAAUCACCAAAAUGUUAUGACUCGACCAUAUUGGAAAGAAGGAAAAAAUUUUGAAGAAAAUUAUUUUUUAAAAAUUUCCGAGCAUGAAUUAUGGCUAUAAUUCUGGUCAUGAUGAAAGCGGAAGAGAUAAAGGUCAUCAGUUGAAUUUUACAAUUGUUUUUUAUAUUAUUUAUAAAAUUGUAAAAUGAUCCAAAUUCAAACGCAGUAGAUUUAUCUAACCAAACGUACUGUGCGUGUAUGUGGUAUCCAUAAUGUGGUUCUCUCCUAAAAUGUGGAAAUGUGAGCAGCCUGUGUGGACCAACACUGAUCAGCCAUAACUUUAAAACCGUCAACAUUAACACCACCUACCACAGGUUGUAGGUUUCUCUUGUGCCAUGGUGCCUGGCAUCGGGACAUCAGCCUCAGGGUGCUGCGGGUUGAGGCAUCAGAGGUCGGGGGGGAUUUUAUAGGCCAAGUCAACAACUUUGAACUGUUUGCUAUGCUAAACCCCAUACUGUACUAUACAUGACCGGCUGUGGUGCACUGGAUAUCUUUCUGUCACAGACAACGUUGAGUGUUCCAGGAUACUUUAAUCAGUUCACUAGUUUGUAAUUGAUAUUCAGUGUUGCUCAAGUCAGGUUAAUAUUAUGGCUGAUCGGUGCCUUUCUUUUUUUUUUCUUUUUUUUUUUGACUUGUGUGGUGUGCGUGUGCAGUAAAUUUUCGGUAUGAUAAAAAAAAAAAAUUAUGUGGAUAUCUUUAGUCAUAUUUUUCAGAGCCCCAGUGAACAGGUACCUAGCAGUAGUCAACUGUUGCAUCUAGAUGCUUUCAGGAUGUCCGGUUUCUUCACGGUCAAAGAAGUGGACCAGCUCAUCAUCACAACUGACCAACAGGAUGACACUCAACGGUUUUCAGAAGCUCUGUGACUGAUUUGAAAGGCCACCAUGAGUGCCAGAAAAGUGUUAUAGAAACUAUACAAAUGAUUGUAUUUACUGUAUUUUUUAUGCAUGUGUGAAUUAAACUUUGAAUCUCACUUUUUA